AGGUUGUCAGCAUAUGGUGACGUUUUCUAAAGGCCGGAAGCUUGAUGAGAGGCACCGUCUGGCUGAGUGUUUUCUGCGCUUCUGCUGAGGCUCUGGUUGGAAUUUUCAGGAGCCGGGAAGAGAGGAGAAUAACUGGAGGCGCCGUCCCGUUGGGGGCGGAAGAAAUUUACGUACGGAAUCCUUAGGAUACCAAGAGAACGGGCUGAUUCUACGAAAGGUUAAGUUGUGUAGCUGACAGCAGCCAAAAUGGUUUUGGCAGACCUUGGACGCAAGAUCACCUCUGCUCUGCGCUCUUUGAGCAAUGCCACGAUCAUUAAUGAAGAGGUGCUAAGUGCUAUGCUGAAAGAAGUCUGCACGGCCUUACUGGAAGCAGAUGUCAACAUCAAGCUUGUAAAGCAGCUAAGAGAAAAUGUCAAAUCAGCUAUUGACUUGGAAGAAAUGGCAUCUGGCCUUAAUAAAAGGAAGAUGAUACAGCAUGCUGUUUUUAAAGAACUGGUUAAGCUGGUAGAUCCUGGUGUAAAAGCAUGGACCCCUACAAAAGGAAAACCAAAUGUUAUAAUGUUUGUAGGAUUGCAAGGAAGUGGAAAGACAACAACUUGUUCAAAGCUGGCAUAUUACUAUCAGAGAAAAGGGUGGAAGACUUGCUUGAUAUGUGCAGAUACAUUUAGAGCAGGAGCAUUUGACCAGCUGAAGCAGAAUGCUACAAAAGCCAGAAUUCCCUUCUACGGCAGUUAUACAGAGAUGGAUCCAGUAAACAUUGCUUAUGAAGGUGUGGAGAAAUUUAAAAAUGAAAACUUUGAAAUAAUUAUUGUGGACACAAGUGGUCGACACAAGCAAGAAGAUUCUUUGUUUGAAGAAAUGCUUCAAGUUUCUAAUGCCAUACAACCAGAUAAUAUUGUGUAUGUUAUGGAUGCCUCAAUCGGACAGGCUUGUGAAGCUCAGGCUAAAGCUUUUAAGGAUAAAGUGGAUGUGGCUUCAGUAAUUGUGACCAAACUGGAUGGUCACGCUAAAGGAGGAGGAGCACUUAGUGCUGUUGCUGCUACAAAGAGUCCAAUUAUUUUCAUUGGAACUGGAGAACACAUUGAUGACUUCGAGCCAUUUAAGACACAGCCUUUUAUCAGCAAACUCCUUGGAAUGGGAGAUAUUGAAGGAUUGAUUGAUAAAGUGAAUGAGUUGAAGUUGGAUGACAAUGAGGCUCUGAUAGAGAAAUUGAAACACGGUCAGUUCACACUUAGAGACAUGUAUGAACAGUUUCAAAAUAUCAUGAAAAUGGGUCCAUUUAGCCAGAUUUUGGGUAUGAUUCCUGGUUUUGGACAAGAUUUUAUGAGCAAAGGUAAUGAGCAAGAAUCAAUGGCUCGACUUAAGAAACUUAUGACCAUAAUGGAUAGCAUGAAUGAUCAGGAACUUGAUAAUACUGAUGGUGCCAAACUCUUCAGCAAGCAACCUGGGAGAAUUCAGAGAGUGGCAAGGGGAUCAGGAGUAUCUACAAGAGAUGUACAGGAACUCUUGGCACAGUACACAAAAUUUGCACAAAUGGUUAAGAAAAUGGGAGGAAUCAAAGGACUUUUCAAAGGUGGUGACAUGUCGAAAAAUGUAAAUCCUUCUCAAAUGGCUAAACUUAACCAGCAAAUGGCAAAAAUGAUGGACCCCAGAGUUUUACAACACAUGGGUGGAAUGGCUGGACUUCAGUCUAUGAUGAGACAGUUUCAACAAGGAGCAGCUGGAAACAUGAAAGGAAUGAUGGGAUUCAACAACAUGUAGCCAAACUUUCUAAACAGAGGAUUCUUCAAAUAACAUCUUUUUCAGAGAUUUUAAAACUCCUAUAGAAAGGCAGCAUUGUCACUUUUGGAAAACCAUAAAUUAAAAUGGAUUAAGAGACUAAGAUAGCAUGUGGUCCUUUGCGUAGUGUCAUACAUGCCAUUUUAUUUUCCCUUUUUACUUCAGGUAAUAACAAGGAAGGACCAUUUUAAAUUAUGUUUCAAGUUAAUUUAAUUUGUGAAAGAAAAAAGAAAUUUUAAAAAGACAAAACUUAUGCAAAAUAGGUAUACUUUGGCUGUAUGUCAUCAUUGGCUUUUCAGAGAAAAUUGUCUACUGUAAAAUAAAUUUCUUCAUUGCUUUGA
Molecule: messenger RNA, 2120 nt
Organism: Hyla sarda
Lineage: Eukaryota; Metazoa; Chordata; Amphibia; Anura; Hylidae
Gene: SRP54
Product: signal recognition particle 54
Exons: 16
Coding region: 247-1761 (504 amino acids)
Biological process (GO): SRP-dependent cotranslational protein targeting to membrane; SRP-dependent cotranslational protein targeting to membrane, translocation
Cellular component (GO): signal recognition particle, endoplasmic reticulum targeting; cytosol
Molecular function (GO): ATP hydrolysis activity; GTPase activity; GTP binding
Source: RefSeq, a predicted model, not a curated record